AAAAAAACGAAACUUAAAGCAGAAGGGGAACUGUACUGGGAUAAAUAACAUCAGUUCCCGUCCCACACACACAGCUCAACAACUCAGCGCUUCACCUUCUUCCUGAAUAAUGGCUUUUCCGCAAAACACAAUUUAUAACCCGAGAAUUCCCUUCAUCGGGCCCAUAAAUGGUGGUAUACAGGAAGGCACAUCCAUCACCAUCACUGGAGUGGUCCAACAUGGAGUUGAAAGGUUUCAUGUGAAUUUACAGUGUGGCUCCAACCCAAAUGCAGAUGUUGCUCUCCAUUUUAACCCACGGUAUGACAUUUGCCCGAGCUACGUUGUAACCAAUACCUUCCAGCAUGGUUGUUGGGGUAGUGAAGAAAGGAAGAAAAACUCUCCUUUGGCCACUGGCACCGACUUCAAGCUGCUCAUCACGGUCUCCAAGGAUUUCUACCAGCUUUACGUCAAUGGCUCUCACUUUAUGGAGUAUCGGCAUCGUAUUCCGUUUUCCCGAGUGAACACCAUCUCAAUUGCUGGGAAAGUAGACAUUUCAUCCAUUACCUUCACAAACUCUAUGUUCUCUGGACAACCGGGAUUUCCCGGUCAGCCUGGUUUUCUACCUCAGCCAGGCUUUCCCCCAUAUGUGACGUAUCCAAACCAGGCAAUGUUUCCACCAUGUCCCGGAUUCCCUUCACAACCAGGAUUUGCUCCACCAGUCUAUGCUGUUCCAUACAAGGCCUUUCUCAGUGGAGGAGUUUUGCCUGGAAGGACAAUUACUAUCCAAGGGGCUGUUCACCCCAAUGCAACAAGGUUCCACAUCAAUAUUAACCACCCCACUGGCAUUGCUUUACAUUAUAAUCCACGUCUGAAUGAGAACAUUGUGGUUCGAAACACCAAGCAGGCGGAGAAAUGGGGCUCGGAGGAGCGGGAUGGCCUGAUGCCCUUCAGCAAGGGACAGCCUUUCACACUGAAGAUCUAUUGUGAGAGUCACUCCUUCAGGAUUAUGGCCAACGGGAUGCAUGUGCACGACUACAAGCAUCGUUUCACUCAACUGAAUCGCAUUUCAGAGCUGGAGAUUGAUGGUGACAUCACCAUCACCUCAGUUAAUGUGUAGAGACUACAACUACAUAUACUUUCUCACUGCACAUAAUCAUAUUAUAUACCGUGUUAAAGCAAUCAGCACAUUUAAAAAAAAAAAAUAGAAACAAGAUGUCUUAGACUUAACAGACUAUGUUUGAAAUUAUACUUGAUUUCGCUGUGAAUCAGUCAGUUUUGAAAGCUUAUUUUCUCAUACAUUUUUCCACUGUUAUAUUUUUCAUAUGUAUAAUCCUUAUAAAUGUGUGACAAAUAUA
Corythoichthys intestinalis (scribbled pipefish) is the source of this 1334-nucleotide messenger RNA. RefSeq names its product galectin-9-like. The record is from RefSeq and is a predicted model, not a curated record. The transcript has 8 exons. Gene Ontology annotation, cellular component: cytosol; nucleus. Gene Ontology annotation, molecular function: galactoside binding; carbohydrate binding. Gene Ontology annotation, biological process: negative regulation of CD4-positive, alpha-beta T cell proliferation; positive regulation of gene expression; negative regulation of type II interferon production. Lineage: Eukaryota; Metazoa; Chordata; Actinopteri; Syngnathiformes; Syngnathidae. The coding region runs from base 110 to 1096 and encodes 328 amino acids.